CAACAUCAUGGAAGUCAGAAUUUCUGAAGUCGCGAUAUUUUGCUUCUUUUUCUCUCUUUUUCUCUGGCCUUGCGCACCAGAGGUUGUAGAUGAUGAUGUUAACAAGAACAAGUGUCCCGGUCUCUACUGUGGCUUUGUGAUAAAGGAGAAUGGUAACCAGACUGAAUGUGGGGCUUGCCCACGUGGUUACCGCCCUAAUGAAAAGAGCUUAUGUACAAAAUGUGAUGGCAGUCCCACAUUUUAUGACUGGCUUUACCUUGGGUUCAUGGCAUUGGUGUCUGUUGCUCUCCAUUGGUUUUGCAUUGACUUCACGAACAAGAGAAAAGUGCCCAAACUGAUCAUUCUCCAUGUGUCAGCAUUCAUCGAGAGUGUUGCUGCAGCAGUGUUGACACUCCUUGCUGUCGAGCCCCUGGGAUCCCUACGAGUGAACUCAUGUCCGGUCCACCACCUCUCUGACUGGUACACCAUGCUCUACAACCCAAGCCCGGAUUAUGUUAAUACCAUUCACUGCACACAAGAGGUUGUCUACCCACUAUACUCAAUCGUCAUGGUCUACUAUGCUUUCUGCCUGGUACUGAUGAUGUUCAUCAGACCAAUCUUAUCGACACAGCUGGUAGGCAAGAAAGGCUCCAAAUCCAUCUAUGCAGCUCUCUAUUUCUUCCCUAUUCUGGCAGUGGUGCAAGCUAUCUGUGGAGGCCUCUUAUAUUAUGCAUUCCCGUACAUCACUCUCGUUAUCUCCGUGGCAACGGUUGCGGUGCAUUUCUCGCUCUUCGAAGAACAGGACUUAAGGUCUCUCUUAUGUCAAAACUUCACGAAUCCAAGGAACAUCGUUAUUCUAGUUGGACACUGGAUACUUCACGCAUUUGGAAUCAUUGCUAUAACGGAACUCAAGAAUCCUGCAUUCCAUGUCCCACUUCUUGCGCUGGUGCCGUUUCCUACAUUGUUUUAUCUAUUGACAGUCAAGUUUACACAUCCAUACAGACUGGAGCAGGUGUGAGAAAGAGACAGUCAAGUUUACACAUCCAUACAGACUGGAGCAGGUGUGAGAGAGAGCCGUCAUAUAAAGUAACCGAACUAAUUUUACUGGGUAAGGCUGUAUGUUCGACAAGACAUCGAACCAUUAGCAUCCUUAUUCUUUCCAGCUUCGCCAAAUUUUCAUUAAGGAAAAAUAAAUACUACUCAAGCAUCGGCAAAGAUUAGUGGUGAUAGCUUAACUACCCUUGAGGAGGGGGGGGUACAAGAAACGAAUUGAUACUUGCAUUAGUCCAGAUGGUACAGUUAGUAAAGGGUUUCUCGAGAAAAAAAAUCUAGACUCUUUUGGCUGGCAUAAUUUCAAGCAGGUAUCAUCAAAGGGUACUUAUAUCCAUAUGUAAUAUGGAUACGAAAAUUCGUUUUUAUAUGAAACGAAUUUUGUCCCAUUUUUGAUUGGCCACAUCUUCUGCACUUGUUCACUCCAGAUUGCAACUAGAGAUUGAGAAUCUUCUAAAUGACCUGGAGAACAGAUGCAGAUAUGUUCGUUUGUAAUAUUUGCUGUAUUCUGCCUAUGAGUAUGUCAUGUGCCAUUUCUAAAAUGUCCUGAUAUAACUAAUGCACGAACAACAUGAGAAUUGUCAUUGGCUUCAUUGAACAAAUUCUUUAUAAAAAGGGAUGGACAGUGUUACAGUGUGAGUGGAGAGGGUUUGAAAUCUGUGUCGGAUGCUGACAAGUAUAUAAUAAAGUCGUGGGUAAAUACAUGAACUGAACAUUUUAUGCCCUGUUGAUAACUGCCUAUAAUUUGUGUGUGUCCGAGUUCAGAAGGUUUGUCGGUGUUAUAUUCGAGUAAAGAAAUAAUUAUUUAUUUGU
Messenger RNA from Lineus longissimus, 1842 nucleotides. RefSeq names its product JNK1/MAPK8-associated membrane protein-like. Gene Ontology annotation, cellular component: membrane. Gene Ontology annotation, molecular function: ubiquitin protein ligase binding. The record is from RefSeq and is a predicted model, not a curated record. Bases 8 to 997 code for a protein of 329 amino acids. Gene Ontology annotation, biological process: response to unfolded protein. The transcript is spliced from 7 exons. NCBI's taxonomy places the organism in Eukaryota, Metazoa, Nemertea, Pilidiophora, Heteronemertea, Lineidae.